AUGCACUGCGUGUCAGCCAUCAGGUAAGGUUGAAUGGCGAAUAGUUUCUACGUCAAGCUGAUUGCAUGGGUAAAGUGUACCUCUUCCCCGGAAGUAAAAGAGGAGCCUCCCCUAGGAACUUGUUACUUCGAGGACACACGCAAUGAGGCGGUCGUCUACAUAUUCUUGGCGAUGUUCGAAAGCGUGAUACUGAUCCUUACUGUAUAUAAGAGGGUUCACGACUAUAAAAACUUUCAGAGCGGAAUUGUGGUAACCCUGUACCACGAUGGCAUGUUUUACAUGUUGUGCAUCCUCGGCAUCACACUCGCCAAUGUCAUCAUCGGAGCUGCACUUCCAAGUGCCUAUAGCGAUAUGCUUGAUGCGCUACAGCUGGUCAUUCACAGCGUCCUGGCAUCGCGAAUUCUAUUCCGCAUUCGAGAUAGCAACGAACGUAUUCACGAACCGUCCAUGUCGGUAACGACCAUGGAAUUAGACUGUUUACGACCUCCGACGAUGUCGAUGAGUGGGACGGGUACUACUACUCAAAUUUGAAGGAAUGUGGUGUAUCGACUGGACUUUAGCUUGUUCCUAGGGGAAACAUGCAGCUGUCAUUAGCACUGCAUAUUGCCGCAGCAGUCUGAUAUGUCAGUUACGUAUCUUCGGAAACAACAGAGGGAGGUACCUCGCCCAAUCA
Molecule: messenger RNA, 673 nt
Organism: Suillus discolor
Lineage: Eukaryota; Fungi; Basidiomycota; Agaricomycetes; Boletales; Suillaceae
Exons: 7
Coding region: 34-531 (165 amino acids)
Source: RefSeq, a predicted model, not a curated record